Molecule: messenger RNA, 1679 nt
Organism: Suillus paluster
Lineage: Eukaryota; Fungi; Basidiomycota; Agaricomycetes; Boletales; Suillaceae
Product: protein serine threonine phosphatase 2C
Exons: 5
Coding region: 311-1588 (425 amino acids)
Biological process (GO): protein dephosphorylation
Molecular function (GO): protein serine/threonine phosphatase activity
Source: RefSeq, a predicted model, not a curated record
AGGAGCAGGAGCGUAGGAGGAAGCGUGCAGAACGGUUUGGCUUGCCACUAUCCGACAAGGCAUAGAGUGUUUAUUCUUGACGGUACAGCUUCUAUUUAUCCUCAUCGUGUUGUUCAUAUGUAUACGCACAUAUCAUUUUGAGUGUACCAUGUAAAUCCUUAAAGCUGUAUUCUCGAAAACUGUGAUUUUGCUGUAUAUAUUUGGAGUCCUUCAACACCCUUUACCCUCAGCGGACGAUAAUAUUAACGAACACUACUCAUGCCAUAUAGCUAGGAUCUUCACCAACUUCGCACUCCAUCCGCCCACCACCAUGUCCUACACGUCCUACCCCCAGCGUUCAACGUGGCUCGACUUUCUUGGGUUCCCCCAGGACUACGGUCCUUGGACGUAUCGUGCUAUCCCAGAACCUUUCGUCUCCUCCGAGCUUGCACGUCUUGCUUCCGCCCACGUCAUUAACUCCACGACGAGCUGCGUCUCUCUACAGCCAUGUCCAGACCCAGAACAGCGAUCCCAGGACCGUUUCGUCGUCCUGGAGUGGGACGGAUGGUCGUUCUCUGCGGUGUUUGACGGCCACGCAGGGGAAGAAGCCGUAGAUUAUGUCACCAAAGAGCUCCCCUUGUCCAUCCACGCAGCUCUCGCCAAGGCUCUCACCGAUGCAGGUACCACACCCCUCGCGCCUUCCACCGUCUCCACCCUUCUGCAAUCGUCUAUCCAAGCUGUCGAUGACGCCCUGACUGACGCAGUCAAACAGCUAUUCCCCGACGAAGCAGCCCUCGCAGCCCUCACAGACGAGCAAAUCAAGUCAAUCAUCAACGGCCCUACGAACCCCAACAAUCUCGCCAUUCUGCGCUGCAUGCGCGGUACGACUGCGCUCGUUUCGCUCGUAGACCCAAGGAAAGAGAACCUCUGGGUAGCCAGCCUUGGAGAUUGUCAGGCUGUGCUCGGAACCAAGAACUCUAAUGGUACAUGGGAUGCAACUAUCCUCAGUGUACACCACAACGGCACGAACCCCGCCGAGGUCGCACGUAUCCGCAAGGAGCAUCCAGGCGAAUCAGAAUGCAUUAAAUACGACAGAGUUCUCGGCGCAAUCGCCGUCACACGAGCCAUCGGAGACCACAUCUUCAAGCUCCCAACAUCCUACACCACCCGCGUCUUCAUGAACUGCGUCCCCGGCUUUUCCGUCUCUACCGAGAUUGGAGAUUUCCUCCCGCACAACAAAUCGCCGCCCUACCUAUCCGCUCUCGCUGACAUCAAACACGUCGCUCUCCCGCCAUCCACAUCCAACACAUCUGAAGCAUUCUUGAUGUUAUGUUCGGAUGGCCUCGUAGAUCUGUACGAACAUACGAAUGUACGGAGGCUUACCUUGGAGGAGAUCGCCACACAGUGUGUCAACAUUCUCGGCGAGUCUAUGGAUAGGAAACAUGCCAAGGUCGGUGGGGUGAAUGAGGACAAUGCAGCACUAGUGCUACUGAGACACGCGCUAAUGGGUGGAGGAGCGGAUGACCUAGACCGUCUGGCGCAGAUGCUCACAGUGGAGAUACCCUGGCGGUGGAUGGAUGAUACAACCGUGCUCGUGCAGAGCCUGUAAUAUACUUGCGGUCCGCGGAGCGCAUUAUGACGUUGACAUAUACCGGCUGCUAUAACGUCGCUUAAUAAUCAACUGCGGUUGUGCUACUGAU